Messenger RNA from Xylaria bambusicola, 982 nucleotides. RefSeq names its product 60S ribosomal protein L17. The transcript is spliced from 4 exons. The record is from RefSeq and is a predicted model, not a curated record. Gene Ontology annotation, molecular function: structural constituent of ribosome. Gene Ontology annotation, cellular component: ribosome; cytosolic large ribosomal subunit. Lineage: Eukaryota; Fungi; Ascomycota; Sordariomycetes; Xylariales; Xylariaceae. Gene Ontology annotation, biological process: cytoplasmic translation. Bases 258 to 821 code for a protein of 187 amino acids.
UGACUUGUUAGUGGAAAUUCACAUUAGUUAAGCAACUUUCUAGUUGAGCAUCGCACUGGCUGGGGCUCUGUUCAGCCCCACACGGAACUCUCCCCCACCAAUUGCAGCCGAGUCCAGGAGAGGUAGGUACCGAGGGCUUAGCGGAGGGCACAAUUUUUGCUCAAAACCAAAUUUACAUCAAAGAAUCUCGCCAAAUACUUCAAACACCAACGACACCGACUCCAUCUCAACUAACCACCCACAGCACAGCAGCCAAGAUGGUUCGAUACGCUGCCACCGAGAUCGAGUCCGCGAAGUCGGCUCGCGCCCGCGGUUCCUACCUCCGAGUUUCCUUCAAGAACACCCGCGAGACCGCUCAAGCUAUCAAUGGCUGGAAGUUGACCCGCGCCGUCAAGUUCCUAGAGAACGUCCAGGAGAAGAGCGAGGCCGUCCCCAUGCGACGAUACGCUGGUAGCACCGGCCGAACUGCUCAAGGAAAGCAAUUCGGUGUCUCCCGUGCCCGCUGGCCUGUUAAGUCUGCCGAGUUCUUGCUCGGUCUCCUCAAGAACGCUGAGUCCAACGCCGAUGCCAAGGGCCUCGACACCAGCAACCUUAUCGUCAAGCACAUUCAGGUCAACCAAGCCCCUAAGCAGCGACGACGCACAUACCGUGCUCACGGUCGUAUCAACCCUUAUAUGUCCAACCCCUGCCACAUCGAGCUCAUCUUGACCGAGGGUGAGGAGGUCGUUCAGAAGUCAGACGCAGUCAGCUCCCGUGAAGUUGCUCACUUGAGCUCAAGACAACGAGGUGCUCGCAUCAGGAAGGCCAUCACCUCGUCUUAAAACAGAUAAUGACGAGGGGUGUGACGAUAUGAUGGCUGGUUGGUUGGGGAUUUAGUUGCUUUAACUCCAGGUGUCAAGGCGGUUCGUAAGCAUAGGGUCUAGGUUUUCUGGCAUGCAACUUUCGCGAAACGAAAUAACAUAUUCGUGGUUACUCCAAAAUA